This is a messenger RNA of Cladocopium goreaui, 2364 nucleotides long. NCBI's taxonomy places the organism in Eukaryota, Dinophyceae, Suessiales, Symbiodiniaceae. The record is from the annotation of a GenBank genome assembly.
AUGGAGGAUGCUGUCUCAGAUAUCGAUGCCGUUCACCGACCGGACCGUGUGGUGAAGUCACGAAAGACUACAUCCACGCCCAAGCAACUUAAGGAAACCAAUGAGGCUAAAGAGUCUGGGCUUCCGGCAAAUGUGCCGCCUGAAGACUCCGUCGGCCCAGUUGCUGGGGGGAAAGAAUCCAUGGACAAGACAAACAAGAUCGACAAGACCAAUGAGGUUGAAGGUGAUAAAGGUGAAGAAGGUCAGAAGGAGGGUGCUGAGUCAGAGUCUAAGUCAAAGUCCGAGUCCAAACCUGAGGUUGAGAUUCAGGAUGUGCCAAACGGUUCGGACUUGCCUCCAAUGAAGGGCACCGAGGGACUUGUCAAGAAGAAGAACAAGAGGGACAACAGCCACAGCCCUGAGAUGAAGGCUAUGGUUUCUCAUGCCUCAACAUCUCUCAAUCUACCGGAUGUUGGGGAGUUCUGGAAAACCACUACUGCCAAAGACGAGUUGAAAGUCUUUGAAGGGAAGCAUGUCCACAAAGUACAUCGUCAAGAGGGCCGACUUGAACAAAUGAGUGAUCCUUUCGCAAAGCGCAAUGCAGACUUUGACACACUUUCACAGGCCAUGGCUGAGCUGAUUAGUGUUGAGUAUCCUGAACUACUGGACACAGAGAGCGUCCAAGCUGAAGCCAAUGGGUUUGAUUGCACUUCUGCUGCUGACUCGCGCUUGUCAAAGCUUCGAUUGAAUCUGGAUGAGGAUGAGAAGGCUUUGCCUCCGGAGUCCUACCAGGCCAAUGGGCAGACUCUGCAGCCAACAGGCGGUGGUGUGGGACAUGAAGACCACAACAUGACCAAAGGGAAUGUGACCCAGCAAUUGACCUCGCCUACUCUCAUUGAUCCUGCGACCGCCCCAAGUUUUCCAUCACAUUCAGAUGGCAAUGUGGGUGACGGCGAAACGUUGUUUGGACCAAUGGACGGGACCACUUUGAAUGACUCCCCAGAAGGGACACAAGUUGCAUUUGCAUCUACACCGUCACCGCCGACGCCAGCUGCCUCUCCAACACUGUCUGAACUUCAGAGGGUCAAGGGUCUGUCACACCAGAAACAGACAGUGCGCACUAUGAAUGACAAUUUUGAAUUCUUCAGACAGGCUGUGGAAGAGGUGUGCACAAUUGGAGAGCCUGUCUCAUCAGAGUAUCGUUCCUCAUUCAAGCUUGACCCGGCAGUUGAUUUCAUUAGCCCAGAUGAGCUGAAGAGCCGUUUCGGACAGUUUACCAUGUCGACAGCAUACUCUGGCGUAGGUGCACCUGAGGCUACGAUGCACGUGUUGAGGCAUACCAUAGAGGACAUGUUCGGGCCAGGUGUUCCUAUGCCGAAGGUGCUCUUCCAGUGUGAGUACGAUGAGAAUUGUAGAACAGAACUUUUCAAGUAUGAUCAGAUUCCAGGAGGUUCUGAUGCAUGCGUUUUCGGCGACCUAUGCGAGUUCUUUGUGGAUUCGAUCAAGGGCACGAUCAAGGAGUUGAAAGCCCGUCCGGAGUUAGCUUUCGAGGUCUUAGCUAAGAUGGUGGCGAGCGGCGAAGCCGUGAAAACACAUGCAUACUGCCACAAGCACAAGAAGACUUGCUAUGUGACCCUCGGCUGUUUCCGGACGAUGGCUAUCGUGCACACAGCAGGAACCAGCUGCAUAGCAUAUGCACCAAACGGAAAUAUGAAGGGAGUGCGUGAUCUGAGCAUCCUUCCAUUCUUGGCAUGGAUAGGUUUGCGAAUCAAGCUACAGGAGCCCAUUCUGCUCCACGAAAACAGCAAGCGUUUUCCAGUAUCCAUCAUGCAUAGACUGCUUGGGCACAUCUAUCACAUUGAUGACACUGAUGUUGACGCUUUGGUUUAUGGCGGGGUUGUGCGUCGAGAAAGAAAGCUGACUAGGUUUGUGCAUCGUGAGAAGGCUUUCUAUCUGUGCAAGCCCAAGUUCGUAGACUUCAAUGCUCGUUUUUACCGAGAGAGUCUAAUGCACUGGUGUGAGUACUACUGGCAACACUUGAUGGACAACUCAGAUGCGAAGGACCAAUCUCGCCCAGCAGUUGUUCGUGCUCGUGACCGUGCUGCGGCCGUUCAGCCUGUUGAGCCUGCUGAGCCAGAUGCCAUUCAGAAGGAUGACGAAGUCAAAAACCCGUAUGAGGCAGCGUUGACUGAGUUUGAGAGAAAGUCACUGCGGGCCUACAGGCAAAAUUGGCCAGGAAUGGCAUACUCCUUGACGCAAAAUGGAGCCACCGGGUUUGCAAUGCAUUCCUCACCGGAUUGCAUGCACACCUUGAUCCGCAAUCUUGGUUUGGUCUGGAGCGAUGUGCUUUCAUCAGGCCAAUGGUUGGUCAUCAUUUUGUUGUAG